Messenger RNA from Patiria miniata (bat star), 2045 nucleotides. RefSeq names its product ubiquinone biosynthesis O-methyltransferase-like. The transcript is spliced from 4 exons. Lineage: Eukaryota; Metazoa; Echinodermata; Asteroidea; Valvatida; Asterinidae. The record is from RefSeq and is a predicted model, not a curated record. The coding region runs from base 164 to 949 and encodes 261 amino acids. Gene Ontology annotation, molecular function: S-adenosylmethionine-dependent methyltransferase activity.
UAAUAAAGGCCACACUUGGCAAUAGCACAGCCAACAUAUAACAUCUGCUUGUCUCAGUCUGUGUGUAAAGCUUGUCAAAUAUAUAGCUUUAAACAAUAUCCAUAUAAGAGAUAUUUGCAUCAACUUGUGGGUUUGUUUCGUCGGCGCUGGGCUCAAAUCAGAAAUGAAUUUCUUAGCGAUAGAUGACUACGACCGCGAAGGGAGACACUUACAGCGAGCCUUGGUGAGGCGUAACAUCGACAAGCUGACGUUCCGGGCUAGCGACACCGUGCUUGAUGUCGGCUGUGGCUCGGGCGAAGAGACGAAAUCGAUAGCGAAAAAAGUUGGGAGUGUGACAGGUAUUGAUGCAUCGUUUGAGAUGCUUGCCUACGCCCGUGCCAACAACCACGCCCCAAACAUGACGUACAUCCACGGCGACGCCCUUACCAUGGGGGGCAAUCUGUACUUGCAGGACCGAUUCGACAAGGCAGUCAGUUUUCUGGUUCUCAACUGGAUCGUGGAUCAGGCCGGAGCGCUCAGGAGCAUCUUGGCUUGUCUCAAGACGGGAGGGGAGGCGCUGUUCAUUGUGUGCAAUCGCACUCACUUGAUAGACGAGGCCAAUCAGUUCCUGCAGCACCACUCCAAGUGGGGUAUUUACGCGAAGGAUUUCAGGACUUCAUAUCACUUUUGGAAUCGAUCUAUCUCGGAAACCAAGUUACUAUUAGGAGCUUGUGGUUGGACAAACGUGCGAUGCGAACUGCAACACCACGAACCAAUCACGGAUGUGCAGACAAAACUUUAUCUGAAGACCAGUCUGGGAAUGUCAGCUCGGAUACCGGAGUCCGAGCAAGAGGCUUAUCUAGAUGACAUGUGGCAGUGGGCGCUGUUUCGGUAUGAGGAGCCGUCGAAACCAGAUCACGUCCGACUACCAGCUGAAAUGAUCAUUAUUCACGCUGCCAAACCGUUGUAGGGAACAUGGAUCAAAACACUCCAUUGCCCGCGUUUGUUCUACAGUUUUAAUAACAUGAAUCCCAUAUUAUGACUUUUACAAUGAUGCAUAUAACAAAAUGCUUAUUUUAUUUAACAUUUUUAUUAAUGAUCUACCCUCGUGUUUUAAAUCACCGUGUGCAUUAUCUGCUGAUGACACUGUUAUUUAUCGACCGGUUUUUACACCUUACGAUCAAAUUCUGCCGCAAAUGAUCUUGAUACAAUGGUUCAGUGGUGUGCUAACAACAAAAUGCGAUUAAAUCCCGUUAAAACUGAAGUGGUCAGAUUCACCUGCAGUAAAAAUCAUGAUGAGCCUGAAUAUAAACUGGCUCGGUGACACUUCAAGUUGUGAAAGAGAUCAAGUAUAUCUUGGUAUUAUUCUUAACAGCCAUCUUACAUGGAUUAAUCAUGUCAAUUAUAUUACCUCUCGCGCUAACAAGAUGCUAGGUCUGAUUUCUAGUAUGGCCGGUCGGUAUUUCUUUGCGUGCUCUCUUUUGUCUACAAGUCGUUGGUUUUACCGAUUUUGGAGUACGGUUUGCCAGUUUGGAAUCUACACACCCAAAAGCUCGUAGAUGACUUGGAGAGAAUACAAAGGAAGCAUCGCGGAUUGUUCUAAAGCAACGGAGAAUGGAAAUGUCUUACCCUGACCGAUUACAACACCUGAAUUGGUAUACACUAGAAUCACGUAGAAAAUAUCUGUUACUAUCCUUUAUUGCCAAGUGCUGAUUUAAGGAGGUCAACUGUCAAACAGUACUUCAUAACGUCCAGGUUAACAUGUGGAUGCGCUUAAGUUUGUACAUUUAGUUGCCAGAACGCAGAGGCUGCAUUUUAGUCCGAUGCACGCCUUCCCGAGACUUUGGAAUGAUCAUGUGUUUUUAUUCCUCCAUGGGAUGAUUAACUUCCCAAACAGCUUCGAAUAGAUUUUUUAACUGUUUCCUUGCAUACCUGGCUCCGCAGUCUUAAGGAAUCUAUAGUGUAACCUGUUUUAUCUCCACAUAUUAUUGUUAUUGCUUUAUAAACUCGCAUGGGUAAGACCUCAAGUUGUUUCAUGGGGGGGGGGGGGGCUGUCUCCCCCCCCC